Hibiscus syriacus is the source of this 2188-nucleotide messenger RNA. RefSeq names its product protein misato homolog 1-like. Bases 86 to 1810 code for a protein of 574 amino acids. The record is from RefSeq and is a predicted model, not a curated record. Gene Ontology annotation, cellular component: cytoplasm. The transcript has 10 exons. NCBI's taxonomy places the organism in Eukaryota, Viridiplantae, Streptophyta, Magnoliopsida, Malvales, Malvaceae.
CCCCUACAUAUUUUGAAACGGCGCGAAGCGUUUCCCGAGCUCGUUCUUUCUCUCCAUUCCUGCAAACCCUAGUUCUCUGAUAAUCAUGAGGGAAAUCGUUACUGUCCAAGUUGGAGGUUUCGCUAACUUCAUCGGUUCUCACUUCUGGAACUUCCAGGAUGAAAUGCUUGGCUUAGCCUCCGAUCCUUGUGGCGAUCCAGUUUUCAGAACUCGGAGUCUAAACAUGGGUGUUCUCUACCGUACAGGUGAAACGCAUCAGGGGACAAUUACUUAUACUCCUCGUCUUCUCUCAAUUGACUUUCAAGGAUCCCUUGGAUCAGUGAGUUCAAAGGGGACGCUGUAUGGCGAGGGUUCUAGCGCUCCAUCCGAAGUUGUUACUUGGGCAGGAAAUGUUUCUACUGUUGCAUCUGAACCUCAGAAGAAGAAUUUAUUCUUGCAAAGUUUGUAUCAAAACGAGCAGGAUGCUCCUUUGAUGAAUGGUGUCAAUGGUGAUUCUACGGGUUCUCAAAAUGAAAUUCAGGAUACAGAUAUAGUAAGUUCUUUAGAUGAAGAAGUUCAGUUUUGGACAGACUUCUCAAAAGUCCAUUAUCAUCCUCAAAGUUUGUACGAAGUAAAUGGGUUGUGGAUGGAUGCUCAAGAGUUUGACAAUUAUGGAAUUGGGCGAGAUGUAUUCGGGGAGAACUUACGAGGAGAAGAAUUAUGUGACAGGCUUCGUUUCUUUGUGGAAGAGUGUGAUUAUGUCCAGGGUUUUCAAUUCAUUGUUGAUGAUUCAGGAGGUUUCUCUCCAAUGGCUGCCGAUUUUUUAGAAAGUGUUUCUGAUGAAUACACAAACACUCCUGUGUUAUUAUAUGCUGUUAGGGGUCCUAGUUCUGUUGUGAACCUGAGUACCAGGAAGCAGAUGGUUGCGAGAGAUCUUCAUGAUGCAGUAUCUUUCUCAAGAUUAUCAGCUUUCUGUAAAAUGAUUGUGCCAGUUGGUUUACCCUUCUUGAGUAGGAGUAAAGCUUCAACUUUCCUCAACAUUAAAGAUGAUAAUCCUUACCACUGCAGUGCUGUGUAUGCUGCGGCUUUACACUCUACAAGUCUCCCAUUCCGCAUGGAGCCACUUGGUCCUACUGCAGAUUCGUCUGAUGUCUGUGGUGCUGUGGAUAUUAAUGGCAUUGUACAAAUGCUAGCAGCAGGACAAUCUAGACAGAAUAUGGUGGCUAUUCUGGAUGUUGCAAUGCCAGGCCCCAGUUUGGCAGGGAGACGGGAUGAGCAAUCCUUGCUUGCGCAUCUGCAGCCAUUGACUCCAGAGGUUGCAGAGAAUGUGGAUGAUUUGCAGGCUGUGGAAUCAAUGAUUGUGCAUGGAGCAAUUGGGUCAGGAGGUUGUAAUGCGUCAGUUUCUGAAGUUAGGAAUGCGAUCCAUGGUGCAUAUGAAUGUGCAACCACAAGGCCAAUGUUCCACCAUCUAUCAGUGGCCCGUUGUCCUCUCCCAAUUCCUUUGCCAUUCCCUUCAAUCUUUGGUAAUCUUGUUGGUGAGCAUGGUGAGCUGCUGGGAAGUUCAAUCACGGGUUCUACAUCAAGAGGAUCACUUGAUGUUCAUUAUAUCCCCAUGGCUGCUAGAAUGCGAUCCAGCUGUGCUAUCUUGCCAUUUUUGGAGAACAGAUUGGGGAAUCUUCGUAAAUUUGGUAUUGAGCGAGGAUCUCCUGGGACAGAGUUGCUUAGAAGUUGGGGUUUUGGAAAGGAUGAAGUGGAAGAUAUUGGUGAGACAUUGUCUAAAAUGGUUGGGAUAGUCAACCCUCGUUCUGAAAUAUCAUCUGAUUCGGAUUAGGUUCGUAGUGGAUGAGUGUGCAUUUUUCAUGUUUUAUGUCAUGUUUAUGUGGCGUCUCUGAUCAGCUGAACUGCAUCCUGUUUGAGCUAAAAUUUCGAAGAAUUUUUCACACAGUAGACAUGUGAUGGAAAAAACAAUACUUGUGUUAAUGAAAGGGAGAUAAAGUGUUUGCUCCUUACUUGCCAGAGAAAUUACCAGGUAAAAAAAUCAUGGCUUUUGUUAAUCAAUUUUCAGUUGUUUGCUGCCCAUCUAUUCAGUGUUCACCAAUUACUAAAUGUCAUCAGUUUUUUUUUUCUGUAUUAAUGUAUCUACAAUGUUCAGAAAAGUUUUCUAUAACUAACAGUCGAAUCUCUUUUUCUUUAUUCCCCUCUCAUUCAC